Megachile rotundata (alfalfa leafcutting bee) is the source of this 5872-nucleotide messenger RNA. RefSeq lists its product as uncharacterized. Gene Ontology annotation, molecular function: RNA polymerase II complex binding. Lineage: Eukaryota; Metazoa; Arthropoda; Insecta; Hymenoptera; Megachilidae. The record is from RefSeq and is a predicted model, not a curated record. Gene Ontology annotation, biological process: mRNA 3'-end processing.
GCGCGCUCGUGUUUUGGUUCCAAAAAGAUGGCGGACCCUUGUUUUCAAGCUCGGUCGUAUAGAAAUGCGAUACUUUUGAAAUAAGCAGCGAAAGUUGACACGUUGUGUAUACAAUAAUGUUGAGUGCGUGAAAUUAUUGUACGUCAGAUUUAUGUUCAAGAUCUAAACAGUUUCUUUGAGCGUCGUAAGUGCCGUGAAAGCGGUGUCUUUAGCGUGCGGAUUAUACAAACUCUGAUUCGAGUGAUUUUUAGAAAUUUUUGUUAUUUUCUGUGCGAAACACGGUUUAAGAAACUGGAAAACAGUAUCGUGAUUCAAGGAGUAAAAUGAUUUGUCCCUGAUAUAUGUUCACGUGGUUUAAUACCUCGACAAUUGACAUAUUAGCAAUACUACUUGGUUAGGUUGAUUGACUAGGUAGACAUUAUACCUAUGAUAUCCGAACAACGUUCCACGUGUUCCUCUCGGUGGUUCACGUUAAAACGUGAUAUUGUAUCGAGUUCGUAGGUAGCUUAUUAAAUGAAUUAUUUUAAUCCAUAAUGGCUACAAGUGAUUUUGACGUGGAGCUCUUUGAGCGAAGACUUCAUACACUGAAGGAUUCGCAGGAGUCAAUACAAGGUCUUUCAGCUUGGUGCUUAGAAAGGCGACAACAUCACAAGAAAAUUGUUGCUACUUGGUUGCAAGUACUAAAGAAGGUGAAAGUUGAGCAUCGCCUGACACUAUUUUAUUUGGCAAAUGAUGUGAUCCAAUAUUCCAAGAGAAAAAACUUUGAGUUUGUGGAAUCAUGGGGUACAACAUUACAAAGAGCGACAACAAUGGUUAGAGAUGAGAAAGUAAAACAUCGUAUAUUAAGGAUUUUUAAAAUAUGGGAUCAGCGGCAAGUAUACGACGAAGAGUUCCUGGCAGAUCUGUCAGGACUAAUUUCUGCAGCCCCAAAAAAGAAAUUAGACCCCCAACCAUCUGUACCACCAGAAGAAUUUCAAGCUGCUUUACUUAUAUCUACUAUGAGAUCAUGUGCUACAUUAGAACAAGCAACAGAUGCACGAUUAAGGGAUUUACGUGAAAGUAACAUAGAUAUAGAAAAUGCUGAAGAACUGUGUGCUUCUUUGAAAGAUAGAAGAAGAGUUGAAGAUGCAGAGAAAGAGGUUGAUUUGGCAGUGAGAAAUGUUGAAAACUAUGUUCGUGCAUUAGAAGCAGAAAUCAGAGAAAGAACACAAGUUCUUGAACUUCUAGAGCAGGCUGAUCAAUUUUAUGAAACCCAAAGAGGAGAAGUGAAAAUAGUUACAAAUGCUUAUAGAAAUUUUGGAAGUCGUGUAAAAAAUUUAAAGAAAAAAUUGGAUGAACUUUUGCCAACAUUAGUUUCUCCAAUUCCAUCACCGGAUAUAAAUGCCCCAUCUCCGAGUCCCGACAGUGAUAUAGAACUUCCAGGGGAUGAAAAUCAAACACAAAAUCAAUUAGGCAUGAUAGAUGUAGCACCACCAUCUAUGUAUGGUUCAUAUUCACAUGAAUAUGAUCCUGUACCUGUACCAGCUCCUGAGUUGAGCCAAGGGAAUGAUUCUGGUGAUUUCACCAAUAAUUUUUCAUCCUUUAUGGGCGGCAAUAUGGACUUUGGUAAUAUGAGAAAUAUAUUUAAUGAAAGGUCAUCAACUCCUACUGGAAUGUCACAACAAUAUAAUGAUUCAAUAGAGGCUAAACCAAUAGAGGUAAUCAACAUGAGGCCCUCCAAAAACGAAAGUAGUAGCGUCGACUUUAAUAUCUCUAGUUUCUUAAAGACUGUUCUUCCUUCUUCUGAUGGAACGCAAGAUUCUGGUGGAAUACCAGGUCUUGGUUUAGAUAUUCCCGAAUCGCAAGUGGAAUCUCCACAGCGAUCAAAUUACAGGCAUUCGCCUGUGUUAGGACAACAUCCUGUAACUCCGGUGAUCUCGAGAAUGAUGGGUAAUCAGGCAACACCCCUAGGCGUGCCUAAUUGCCAAAUAAGUCACAGUACCCCCUUGCCUGUCCGGAACUUGUCCGCCGAAUCACACACACCGUCUCCAUACUCCAGCCAAAACAGUCAGAGUAAUAUAACUGGACCUUUCGAUGGGCCUACUAAUAAUAAUACCGUUAAUCCUUUACCACCUCCGCCAUUACCUCCACCUAUUUUUCUUGAUGACGAAAAUUGUUAUAAUAAAUUGCCACCUAAAUUUCCAACGUGGACACCUCCAAGCGAAAGUAUCAAGGAACCAGCCAAGUGGGAAGAGAAGGGUACGAUUAUGUUUCCAGGAAAAAAUAGUAUGAAUCCAACUUGGCCCGGGGAAUGCGACGAGAAACCGAAGGUGUGGAUGGACGGAGAUCCGGAUAGGUGGAAUUCUAAUAACGACUCCACAUGGGUUGGGCCAGUUAGAAGAAAAAGUGAGAUUUUAUCCGAAACCCCAGAAUCACCACCAAUUUACGAAAAAACUGGCUUCACAGAUCCAGUAGAAUACGACGACUCUCAACCUCAAGAAUCUCUUUUAAGUACCGCCGGAGACGUCGAUCAUAGAGUGAUACCUAUUCCGAUGACGGUCGAAAAUCAAUUACCGUAUCGGUUAAUGAAAGCAGCUGACGUCGACCACCGUAACUUGAUCAGUUUGACCGGAAGUCCAGCGAACCACAACGUCAGUGACACUUCUAUGAAUGUGCUGUCUAACGCUAACAAUUUAUGGUCAACGGGGGAUCAAGAUUAUCGGCAACACAUGCAACCCGGUGAUAUCGUGGAAAGCGUUGACAUGGAGAUGUCGGACGACGAGACUGAUAAUAAACCAAAGGGACGGGUAUUGGUUGACGUAAGAUCGCAGGAUAGGGACAUGAGAGUUAGUAAUCAGGUAGCAUCGUCUCAGCACAUGGACAUGGACAUGCGUAUGAUUCCGCUCCCCUCCGGACAAAUGCCGGGAUCUCACGGGCAAAUGAUGCAGGACGUACACAUGAUGCAUCCAGGACCCCCUCCACCCCCACCUCCACCACCUCAGUUUCACCCAGGUCAACCUUCUUUUCACCAAGACCAAACAGACUUUCGUCACAAUCCUUCGGCAGAUUUUCACCCGGCCCAGUCGAACUUCCAUCAGAACAGGCCGCCGCCCAAUUUCCUACAGAACCAGCAAGACUUCAGUCCGCAAGAGUUCCACCAAAUGCAUCAAACUCCACCAGACUUCCCGCAGCAGGACUUCGAGUAUCGUGAGAAUCACAAUCUACGACCUAAUCAAGAGUUCCUCGGUGAGCCACAAAUGCGUGGCAGGUACUCGCAGCCGUCUGAACAUCAGCACCGGGACAUGCCUUUCCACCGGAGCGAAAGAGGAGGUCGUGGCGGCCGAGGAUUUCCUAGGAACCGACGUGACAGAUACUCGGACGACCACAAGCAAAGGAACAUCCAGAACAAUCGCAAACCACGAACGCAGGAUCAUCACAGAUCAUCACCCGAGAUUUUACCGAACAGUCGACCUUUGUUGCUGCAAGCACCCGACACCGUGGUGAUCCUUGACGAAGAAGGUAUGCCGAUAGGUCUUCCGAACGAGAAGGAGCUUCUAGCGAAUCCAGAUCACGCACCGGAUGCGGAACCAGAGGAGAACUGUCAAUCUCUGUCGCAACAAGACCAUAGCCUACCUCACGGUAUACCGAACUCCCGUGACAUUGACCAACGACAGCCCGUCUAUCCUGCUGGACCGAAUCUCGAACACGAACCCGAACCUGUAUCCGCGGAGCCGGACGAACUGCCGCAACCUAAUCAAGUGACGGUUGUCCCAGUGAUGACGGAUCCCAAGGAUCCUCAGUACGUUCCCGUAGCGGAAUACGAGGAGCAGGUGGAAUCUGAACCUGUAACGUCGGACAAGGUUUGCGACGGUAACGAGACGAUGGAGGAACCCGGUCAGGAGAUGAACUUCACCGAGCAGCCUCACGUGUCGGAGCAGCUGGACGACCUCGGUAACACUACGCCGAAUAACGACCUGAAGAGAACGUCGACAAACGGGAACUUUGACGACGACGACGUCAGUUGUAGCAAAAAGCGGAUGACGAUGUCGAACGGACCUCAAACGCCGACCGAAUCCGACUCCGGAUUAAACGGGCCGAUUCCACAGGCUUCCGGUGACGCGCAUUCGGGCGUAUACGAGUUCGACGGUCCUGUCGGACCGAAUUUUCGGCCUCGUCUCGGAGGUCCCGUCCCAUUCCCUCCGUGGAGAGGCGGUCUACCGCGGGGUAGAGGUUUCAGAGGUGGGCCCAGAGUUCCUUGGAUGGACAGAGGGCCUCGUGGCCCCGCGAUCGGCAACUUCAUACCCAGGGGGUUGAAACGCGGUGGACAAUUCAGAGGCAACGGCUUCCGUGGUCGAGGACGGGGUAACAGUUGGUAAAGAGUGCAAGUUGCACCCACGUGGUUCACUCGAUGCAAUUUUUCAAAGAGAUUUGCACUGACUUCGACGAUCGUUUUGUAUCCUGUACAUACACGUAUUAUUAACCGUCGAACCUGUCUCGACACUGUCUCGCGUGCAACUCUCGACACAGAGAGGCAGAAGGUGAUCGCGGAACGUCGAGAUCUUCCUUGUCGAAGACCCUCCGCGACUCGCUUGCCUAUAUACAUAUAUAAAUACAUAGAUAUAAAGGACAGAUACACGUAAACACACCAACAUACAAUCUCUUUCUCUCUCUAUCCGGAGGUACUCGACUUCACGAUAUAUACACCGUAAACACGUUUGUUAAGAUCUAGAUGUAUUAUUGAAGCGGCGCCUAAGUAUCUUCGAUAGCGUUGUCGGUGAACGACGAACGGAAGCGAGGUGUGCGUGUAUUGUCUGGUGGCUGUCGCUUCGGUAAUUAAUCGAGCGUUCACUCUUAUAGGAUUUUAUGUAAGGCAAAGAAACUUCUGUUUUACUUAUGCGUUUCACCAGUACAAGCAACUAAACUAUUUAUCGUCAGGUGAGUUGACCUGUGAAAGUAAUUCGUUGCGGCGAUGAAGCAUGUAAAAAAGAAAGAGAAAGAGAGUUAAACUCGAGGUCGUCAGAAUUCGUUUCACGGGUCGCUUCUUUGUUCACUUGCCUCUGAUACAUUAAUAUAAUGCUAAUUGUUCCGUUUUCAGUGGCGUAACUAGGUGGCCCUUCCAGGCUGGUACUUGUUCUGAAUCUAACGAUGUAACGAAAUUUGACACGUGAAUGAUGUGGCGACACGAUUUCUAAUCCAAUGCGUGGUUAUGUAGCGCAUGGUGAUCUAACGUGUAGAACGUGGUUAUAAGUCUAAUGCAUACAUGUAACGCAUAGCGAACCAAUGCGUGGUAAUAUAGCGCGUGUCGAUAUAAGGUCCCUGCCGAAAAGGCCCUAGUUACGUCAACUUCUGAUAAUAAACGGGCAUGUCAACGAAUCAUUCGAAAAGUGUAUUAUAAUAAAAAUGCAAUGUUUAUGUUCUGGUCCAGUUCGUGCAUUAUCCCCCAUUUUUAUGUUCUGGAGCGUAGUUCUGAAACGAAAAAGCAAGAGAGCCACAAUUUUUUGUUCCAUUGCGAGAAGGGCGAAUGUAAACAAAUUCGACGAACGAGUUCCGUUGGCGAUGACGCGUUUGCUCGGUUAAUUCGUUUACUCUUUUUCUUUUUUGUUCCAUCAUUUUUUGCGUUUCAUCUGUAAAUGUUUACGAUCCGUGAACAUUGUAAAACCUGUGUACAUAAUUCUACAGCAUGCAUUAUAAAAUAAUGUUAUCUUCCGAGAGAAACAAAAAGAUAGUCUGUAUCUUUGUAUUAGCGUUUUAUUCGGCCCUGAAGCGAGCAGACGGGUCGUCGCCAUGAUAACUUAUUGUAGAUAACGGAUAUUAGCGAAGCGCACAGGAAAUUAAGUGUAGCAAGACAAAUCCUUGGAAAACAAUUGAUUGUUUAAUAAAACAUUGCAAUCUA